AUGGCUUACCCCCAACGCCCGCCGCCGCAGAGACAACCUCCUAUGAGGAACUAUGGUCAUCCUCCCCCAGGCCCGGCACCUGCUGACGGAUACUACGAUUAUGGAUAUGAUGACGGCUACCAAUAUGGUGAUGCUGGAUAUGAUUAUUAUGGCGGCGGCGGUGGUGGUGCUGAUUAUGCGACUCCUCGGUCGUAUGGGCCCCCUCGAGGAGCCCCGCGACCUCCUCGCGGACCACCUCCCAUGGAUCACGGAGGAUAUGGAUAUCCUCCGCGCGGGUAUGGAAGUAGUAGCAGCAGCUCCAGCAGUAGUAGGAGACCCCCCCCUCCAAGACGGGGUGGAAUGAGACCAGGUCCGCGUCGUCCGCCGCCAUCAGACAGAUCACCCUACGACAAUCCGUACCCUCACUUCCCUGGGAGAGAACGACCGCGUAAAGGCUCUGUACCGCCCCCCGUUGAACGAGGCAUGGCCGCAAUGAAUAUCAAUGGACCUCCACCCAGGGGAGUGCCCGAUCGACCGCACACGUCGAACGGAAGACGACUGGGUCCGCCGCCAGACUCCCCAGGCCGAGGAAGGGGUCCCUACCCUGGCCCUGCGAUGAGGUCUGCUAGCGCUGGACGCCCGGCGCCUACCCGGCCGUAUGACCGCUCCUAUACCGACGCCAAUGGCCCGCCGCCAAUGCCAAUGGCGCCUAUCAACCGAAGCGCAACGGCGCCUUUGGAAAUCGCUGGACCUAUGCACGGCGAACCCGCUGGGGAUAGCCACGACACGGACGAUUUGUUGGACAGCUACUAUGGAUCCGCACCUGAUGACCCGGACAUGCCCAACUUCGAUGCGAUGCCAGAUGCGAAGGGCGGGUCGGUCGAUGAGAGCCUGCCAGGACUCGAGGGACCGAAACUGACACCCAAGACCCCGACUGAGUCGAAACCACCCGGGCCAUACGCAGCGUUCACCCCGCACUCCGCUGGCUCGCACUCAGCACCCGUCUCCCCGGAUACUAACGCGCCGAACCAGUUCGCGAACGCUGGGUUCCAAUUUGAUCUUCCCAGCGAACCUCACCCUAUUUCCCCUGGGGGUGACAGGAGUGGUUACAGUCACAACAGCCCACCAGACGCUUACGGAGAAUCGGUUCCGGGCUAUCCUUUCCCGCACCGCCAGGAUAGCCACAGCAAUACCAUGCCAGGAUAUUCCGCUGGUGGUGGUGGCCCGCCACGCCCGUAUCGCAUGAACCAACCGGCCAUGGCGAACGAGAUGGAGGCUGUGGAUCCGCAGCAGAACCCUGACGCGCUGCCGCACCAUCCAGUUCCGUUCCGUCCGGGUCACGAUGGAGGCAAGCCGGCGCCGGUGCGACAGUAUGCCGGCGCUCCCAACGGCCCGACGUCACCUACUUCGGCACCCCCGCAGCAAGAUAUGGGUCCGUUUGCUAAGCCGGUCACUCGUCAGGAACUGGAGGAGUUGCAGUUGGCAGUGAAGAAGAAGUCGUCUGACCAGGCGACCCAUCUCUUGCUUGCGCAGAAGAUGGUGGAAGCGGCUACUGUACUUGUCGAUGAGGCGCAUCUGGACGCGAAAGGCAAGACCAAGGCGCGAGAGAAGUAUGUCAUGGAUGCAUACAAGAUCGUGAAGAAGCUGGUCUCGAGCGGAUAUGGCGACGCGCAAUUCUACCUUGCCGACUGCUACGGCCAAGGCCAGCUUGGUCUCGAAGUCGACAACAAAGAAGCAUACAACCUAUACCACUCCGCUGCCAAAUCAGGCCACGCCCAGGCCGCUUACCGUGUAGCCGUAUGCUGCGAAAUUGGCCACGAAGAAGGCGGCGGCACAAAACGCGACCCCUUCAAAGCCGUCCAGUGGUACAAACGUGCCGCCUCCCUAGGCGACCCCCCCGCCAUGUACAAAAUGGGCAUGAUCAUGUUGAAAGGCCUGCUAGGCCAGACCAAGAACCCGCGCGAAGGAGUAACCUGGCUCAAGCGCGCUGCCGAAAAAGCAGAUGUAGAAAACCCGCACGCCCUCCACGAACUCGCCCUCAUGUACGCCAACGCCAGUUCCAACGACAUCGUCGUCCGUGACGAGGAAUACGCCAAACAGCUCUUCUGCCAGGCCGGUGAGUUGGGGUACAAGUUCUCGCAGUUCCGGCUUGCUGCGGCUUACGAGUACGGGCUUAUGGGAUGUCCUGUCGAUCCGAGACAGAGUAUCAUCUGGUACACGCAUGCUGCGGCGCAGGGCGAGCAUCAGAGUGAGCUUGCGUUGAGUGGAUGGUACUUGACUGGUUCGGAGGGCAUUCUGCAGCAGAGUGAUACGGAGGCGUAUCUCUGGGCUAGGAAAGCUGCUACUGCUGGCUUGGCGAAGGCGGAGUAUGCUAUGGGAUACUUUACGGAGGUUGGCAUUGGUGUUACGGCUAAUUUGGAUGAUGCUAAGCGAUGGUAUUGGCGGGCUGCUGCCCAAGGAUUCCCGAAAGCCCGGGAACGCCUCGAAGAACUCAAGAAGGGCGGCAGCCGGAUGCAGAAGACGCGUCUUUCUCGGUCUGCUGUUAACCGACAAAAUCCAAACGAAGGGGACUGUGUUGUGAUGUGA
This is a messenger RNA of Aspergillus glaucus CBS 516.65, 2565 nucleotides long. Its product is annotated as putative chitin synthase activator (Chs3). The record is from RefSeq and is a predicted model, not a curated record. Gene Ontology annotation, molecular function: protein binding. The transcript is spliced from 3 exons. NCBI's taxonomy places the organism in Eukaryota, Fungi, Ascomycota, Eurotiomycetes, Eurotiales, Aspergillaceae. The coding region runs from base 1 to 2565 and encodes 854 amino acids.